This is a messenger RNA of Thermothelomyces thermophilus ATCC 42464, 4231 nucleotides long. RefSeq lists its product as uncharacterized. Gene Ontology annotation, molecular function: RNA helicase activity; RNA binding; ATP binding. The transcript has a single exon. The record is from RefSeq and is a predicted model, not a curated record. NCBI's taxonomy places the organism in Eukaryota, Fungi, Ascomycota, Sordariomycetes, Sordariales, Chaetomiaceae. Gene Ontology annotation, cellular component: Ski complex. The coding region runs from base 116 to 4018 and encodes 1300 amino acids. Gene Ontology annotation, biological process: nuclear-transcribed mRNA catabolic process, 3'-5' exonucleolytic nonsense-mediated decay.
GUCCGAUUCAGCUCUCGUGAAUGAUGCGUCUGCCAUAACCCAAUCAAUAUACAUCAUCUUUCGAAAGACAUUGAAUUCCCGCCGCAGGCCGCUCGGCCUCCCACACCGCGCCAUCAUGGCAUCUGAACUUAGCGAAGCCAUGCAGGCGCUGCAUCUUCUCGACGGCGACCUCCCCUUUGACGCAAUCGACGACAUCUUCGACAAGACCGUCAGCCCGUCCCGGCAACAACAAGCACAAGACCCGGACCAGCUGCGCGCCGAGCUCGAGGCCAAGUACCUAUCUCCCUCGGCCACCUUCUCCAGCGACUGGCUCGACAAGCUGCAGCAGCGCUGGGCCGCCCCCGCCGACUACUCGCUCCUCUUCCGUAUCGCCCCGACCCAGUCGCGCACCGUCACCCGCUUCAUCCGCCACGGCCUCGAGGGCCGCGUCACCGGCUACCGCAAUGUCACCGUUCCGGCCUCCCACGCCACCGCCAAGUCGAGCACCUCCAUGCUGCGCAAGCCCGCCAGCCGCGCCGACUUCGUCCGCGGCGCCGCCGGCUUCUUCCCCUUCGCCCCCGGUGGCCUGGAGGGCAUCGAGUCGACCGCAGCGCUCGAGGACCAGCUGCGCGCCCCGUCCGCUCCCGGGACCGGCGAGGGCGACAGCCGGAAGAAGCUGGAGAAGGUCAUCAAGCUGGGCGAGGGCGGCUUGCUCGAGAUCCCUCCCGGGCUCGACCGCGGCAUCGACUUUAGCAAGAGGCGGAAGCUGGCCGACGCCGACAGCGAGCGCCAGGCCAAGGAGGUCGAGGAGGUGUUGGGCCAGGAGCCCGAGGAUGCGCCCGGCGGCGAGGGGGAGCAGGAGGGCGGCGACAAUGGGGACAAAAACGACGGCGGCGGCGGCGAGGACGACGACGACGACGACGAGGCCAUGGAGGAGGAUAUUGACUCCAUCCUGCCCGUCGAGUUCCCCGCUCUCGAGCCCCGCGGCACGCUCGCCGCGUCCAGCGCUAGAAAGGCCGGCCGCGAGUGGGCCCACAUGGUCGACGUCAACCGGGAGAUGCCCAACUUCCGGGAGCUGGUGCCGGAUAUGGCCAGGGAGUGGCCCUUCGAGCUGGACACGUUCCAGAAGGAGGCCAUCUACCACCUCGAGAACGGCGACUCCGUCUUCGUGGCCGCCCACACCUCGGCCGGCAAGACCGUGGUGGCCGAAUAUGCCAUCGCCCUCGCGGCCAAACACAUGACCAAGGCCAUCUACACGUCGCCCAUCAAGGCGCUGAGCAACCAGAAGUUCCGCGACUUCAGGCAGACCUUUGACGAGGUCGGUAUCCUGACGGGCGACGUGCAGAUCAACCCCGAGGCCAGCUGUCUCAUCAUGACGACCGAGAUUCUCCGCAGCAUGCUCUACCGCGGCGCCGACCUGAUCCGCGAUGUCGAGUUUGUCAUCUUCGACGAGGUGCACUACGUCAACGACUUUGAGCGCGGCGUCGUCUGGGAAGAGGUCAUCAUCAUGCUGCCCGAGCACGUCUCCUUGAUCCUCCUGUCCGCCACCGUGCCCAACACCUACGAGUUCGCCUCCUGGGUUGGCCGGACGAAGCAGAAGGACAUCUACGUCAUCUCCACGCCGAAGCGGCCCGUCCCUCUGGAGCACUAUCUCUGGGGCAACAAGAACAUCUACAAGAUCGUCGACUCGGACAAGAAGUUCCUCGAGAAGGGCUGGAAAGAAGCCAACGCGGCGAUCCAAGGCAAGGAUAAGCAGAAGGCGCUUCCCCAAGCCGCAGCGGCUCCGGCUCGCGGCGGCGGAAGCGGCGCCAACGGGAGGGGUGGUCGCGGCGGCUCGCAGAGGGGCGGUAACCAGCAGCGUGGCGGUAGCCGGGGCGGCGGUCAGCAACGGGGCAGAGGCGGCGGGCCGCCUCGCGCAAGCCAUGCGCCUGGCCACUUGGGCCGCACAGGGCGACCUGGCGGAUUCACGACGGCCGCUCAGGACAGGAACCUCUGGGUCCAUUUGGUGCAGUUCCUGAAGAAGGGGAACCUUCUUCCGGCCUGCAUCUUCGUCUUCUCCAAGAAACGCUGCGAGGAGAAUGCCGACGCCCUGAGCAACCAGGACUUCUGCACCGCCCAGGAGAAGAGCGCGAUACACAUGACCAUCGAGAAAUCGAUCGCGCGCUUGAAGCCGGAGGACCGCGUUCUCCCCCAGAUCAUCAGGAUUAGGGAGAUGCUCUCCCGCGGCAUCGCCGUCCACCACGGCGGACUGCUUCCGAUCGUGAAGGAGCUCGUGGAAAUUCUGUUCGCCCAGACGCUGGUCAAGGUUCUCUUCGCCACCGAGACCUUCGCCAUGGGCCUGAACCUUCCUACCAGGACCGUCGUCUUCUCCGGCUACCGGAAGCACGAUGGCCAUUCGUUCCGCAACCUCCUUCCCGGCGAGUACACCCAGAUGGCCGGCAGAGCGGGGAGGCGCGGUCUUGAUACGGUCGGCUCCGUCAUCAUCGUCCCGCCCGGCGGAGACGAGGCACCUCCCGUCUCCGACCUCCGGCAGAUGAUACUCGGCGAGCCUAGCAAGCUCCGGUCACAGUUCCGGCUCACCUACAACAUGAUCCUCAACCUCCUCCGCGUCGAGGCGCUCAAGAUCGAAGAAAUGAUUAAGCGCAGUUUCUCAGAGCACGCCACGCAGCAGCUCCUGCCCGAGCACGAGAAGGCGGUGAAGCUAUCCGAGGCCGACCUGGCCAAGGUCAAGCGCGACCCUUGCCCGAUCUGCGACGCCCAUAUGGACGAAUGUCAUCAGGCGGGCGAGGACUUCAAGCGGCUGACGGAGGAGCUGUACCGCAUGCUGCUGGUCAACCCGAUCGGCCGCAAGAUGUUCGCGACGGGGCGGUUGAUCGUGUGGAUGAAGGAAGGCGUGCGCACGCCCGGCAUUCUCCUCUCCGAGGGGGCCAGCGUCAAGAGCAGCGCGACCAACCCGACGCUGCACGUCCUCGAGAUACGGACAAACCGCGAGAUGCGCAACGAUACGGAUCUGCUGCCUUUCGUGCCCGCCUUCCGGAAGCAUCUCACCCCGCUGCCGCAAGCCAAGAAGCACAUCUCGACCAAGACACUGCACGUCCCCAUUUCGGACCUCGUGUGCCUCACCAAGCAUGUCACCAAGGGUGUCGUGCCAGAUAUCUUUGGUGGCGGCGAGGGCUACGCCAAGGCGAAGGAGAAGCUGCACAUGAUCUGCCGCUCGUGGAACUCGGACAUUUGGGACGAGAUGGACCUGGGCCGCGUCAAGAACCUGGCAGUGCACGAGAUCGCCGCCAAGCGGCGCGAGGCCGAGAUCAAGGUGGCCAAGUCGCCCGCGGCCGAGUGCAAGUCCUUCCUGAAGCAUUACGCCAUGUGCCACGACCAGUGGCUCAUCCAGACGCACAUCCAGCAGCUCCGCCAGACCCUGUCGGAGCAAAACCUGCAGCUCCUGCCCGACUACGAGCAGCGCAUCCAGGUGCUCAAGGACCUCUCCUUCAUCGACGACGCCAGCCGCAUCCAGCUCAAGGGCAAGGUCGCCUGCGAGGUGCACUCGGGCGACGAGCUGGUGCUGACGGAGCUGAUACUGGAGAACGUGCUGGCCGACUACGACCCGGCCGAGAUCGCCGCGCUGCUGUCGGCCUUCGUCUUCCAGGAGAAGACGGAGUCGGUCCCGCGCCUGACGGCCAACCUGGAGCGGGGCAUGAAGACCAUCGUCGACAUCUCGGAGCGCGUCAACGCGGUCCAGACGCUGCACCAGGUCAUCCAGACGAGCGACGAGAGCAACGACUUCGUGUCCAAGCCGCGCUUCGGCCUCAUGGAGGUCGUCUACGAGUGGGCCCGCGGCAUGAGCUUCAAGAACAUCACCGACCUGACCGACGUGCUCGAGGGCACCAUCGUCCGCACCAUCACCCGCCUCGACGAGACGUGCCGCGAGGUCAAGAACGCGGCCCGCAUCAUUGGCGACCCGGACCUCUACCAGAAGAUGGCGGCCGCCCAGGAGAUGAUCAGGCGGGAUAUCACGGCGGUGGCGAGCUUGUACAUGUAGGCAUGUAACAAUGUCUGCAUUUGUGGGUGGCUAAAUGUUGAAAAAGAGGAAUUUCUUAUUCUUUUCUUAUCGAUAUAUAUUGCGUCCAGGUGUUGUUUUGUGUUGCGGGAAAAAAAGAUGAAAAUGGCAUAGCAUCAGCAUGGCAUGAAUGAAGAGCAUGUUUGGCAUGGGCUGGUUAAACGAGACAUGACAAAAUCCAAAGGAAAGGGACUC